UUAAUUUCACUUGCACUUGCAACUUGCAGCAGAAAAUCGAAACCUAUUUUAUAUUUUACACACCAUUUUAGAUUUUAUCUUGUAGGCCUAGUCGAUAAAACCAUAGUCUUAUUAUGUCUAUUAAAUAGUUGCGUAUUGGUCAUACUAACAGUUAUUUUAACCAACUCUUAAAUCGUGAACCGGCAAGAGAGGAGAGGAGUCAAACUUGUUCGUGUUACCCUAGGCCAGGAGAGUCCAGCAAAUAUGUACCGAGACAGAACAGGCAGUAGAGGUAUGGGCCGAGGUGGCUUCAGAGACAGGGGAAGGGGUAGCCCAAGAGGUGGUCGUGGAGGAACAUUUGGCAACAAUUCCUUCAAGAAUAAGCAGCCAGGCAGUCAGCUCCGAGCUCCUCGGUGGGACAACUUACCAUCCUUCCGCAAGGAUUUCUACACACCUCAUAGUAACGUCACUAACAGAUCAUUUAAUGAUGUGAUGUCUUUCCGAUCACGCAAUGAGAUGACCAUCAAGGGCAACAGUGUUCCUUAUCCUAUUGAGCAUUUUGAAGAAGGAAAUUUUCCUCCUUAUGUGAUGGAUAGUAUAAGGAGACAAGGAUUUUCCACCCCCACUCCUAUCCAGGCACAAGGCUGGCCUAUAGCCCUCAGUGGCAGUGAUAUGGUGGGGAUAGCCAAGACUGGCUCCGGGAAAACUUUGGCGUAUAUCCUGCCAGCCAUAGUACAUGUGAGUAACCAGCCAAGAGUGUCGCCAGGCGAGGGGCCUAUAGCCCUGGUGUUGGCUCCUACCAGAGAGCUGGCUCAGCAGAUACAGCAGGUGGUGGCUGAAUUUGCUGCUACGACGCCGGGACGGGCUCGCCACGCAGUGGUGUAUGGCGGGGCUCCCAAGGGGCCUCAGGCACACGCCCUAAUGCAAGGAGUGGAGGUGUUGAUAGCAACACCCGGCCGACUGAUAGACUUCUUGGAGCGAGGCCAGACCAACCUGCGACGAUGCACUUACCUGGUGUUGGACGAGGCUGACCGCAUGUUGGACAUGGGCUUUGAGCCACAGAUCAGGAAAAUCAUUGGACAAAUAAGGCCUGACAGACAGGUACUGAUGUGGUCUGCUACCUGGCCCAAGGAGGUGCAGGCCCUAGCUGAAGACUUCCUCAUGGAUUACAUACAACUGAACAUCGGCUCCCUCACUCUGGCUGCCAACCACAACAUUCUGCAGAUUGUAGACGUUUGCCAAGAGCAUGAGAAGGAGCAAAAAUUACGACGCCUGUUGCAAGACAUUGGAUCUGAAAAGGAGAAUAAAACAAUAAUAUUUGUCGAGACCAAGCGGAAAGUGGAUGAUAUUACCAGAUGCAUCAGGAGAGAUGGCUGGUCAGCCUUAAGUAUUCAUGGAGAUAAAAAUCAGACUGAAAGAGAUCAUGUACUACAAGAGUUCCGAAGUGGUCGAGCUUCCAUUCUGGUUGCUACAGAUGUUGCUGCCCGUGGUCUAGAUGUGGAAGAUGUGAAGUUUGUGAUCAACUUUGACUAUCCGCAGUCGUCGGAAGACUAUAUCCACCGCAUCGGCCGCACCGGGCGGUCACACCAGACAGGCACAGCGUACGCGUUCUUCACCCCCAGCAACGCACGACAUGCCGGGGACCUGGUCAGUGUGUUAACAGAAGCCAAUCAAACCAUCAACCCCAAGUUGGCUGAGAUGGCUACGAUGGCUCGAAAUGGGCUACCCAAUAAGUUUGGAGGUGGAGGAAAUAAGUUUAGAGGUCAAGGAAACAGAGGAAAAGGCGGGGAUAUGCGAGGAGGAAGGGGAAGAGGAAACCCAGGACGUGGAGGAGUUGGAGGCGGUGGAGGUGGCGGAGGAAACUUUAACAGUUACAACAACGUCCCGAGACAACAGUAUCCCAACUUCAACUUCAGCAGACCACCUCCCCCACCACCACCAUACUCCGGUCCUGCCUACUAGACUUUGUUUCUGCCUUGACUUAAAACUUUUGGUUUACCAAAGAAGUAGAGAUUGUCUGUGAUUUUCUAAUCGCUUCACUCAGUAUUUCUGUUUACUGAAAUUUCACUCUGUGAUGAAAAGUUUAGGUCAAGUUUUGGUGGAGUUUUUAAGACUUUCAUCAAAAGUGUUUGAUGUUCCUAGGGUUUACAGCACUGUUAAGUUUUCUAAUUUUUGUUUUGUGAUUUAAAUUUUAUGUGAUUUUGUUGUUAGUAUUAGUGUUAAAAUUAAUUUUUAUGAAAAAAUACAAAUUUUUCAUAAGAGAAAGUUUUUUUUGUUGGAUUUGUUUUUGGUUUUAUGUUGGGUUUUUUUUCCACCAAGCGAUAGUGAGACAACGUUCCUUUUAUUUUGUGAGAGAAUCUAAGAACCAAAGUAUGUUUGAGUAUUGCAUACUCAGUAGUAUUGUGCUAAGUAUUAUAGUUAUUAGACUGGGUUUAAUUUUUAUUUUUUCCCAUGAUCGCAAUAAUUUCCUUAUCUCUAUUAUGGUUAUUUACAUUUAUGACUGAAAAUCAGGAGUGUGCAAGUCGUGAAUUUCAUGAGUUGAGUCGAGUUUACAAAAAACUUGUUAGCAUCGAGCUUUGUCAAGUUGAGUUUUUCUAUUGUGAAGUGACAUUCUUGCUUCAAAAUAUUUAAAUAAAGCUUUCCAAAAUGAUGAAAUGGGCAGGCACUUCAUGGUAUAAAAAUCUAAAAUAAAACUUACGGAUCAAGUUUUUUUAGACAAAUGCAGUGCUCUGCUAUAAUACUUUAUUUUAAACUUUCUCUACAAUUAGGCCACACUAAUGUUAUUUUCACCUUCUAAAACCUCAGUAGCCUUUGAGUAGUAAACUACACCCUUAAAAUAUAAUACAGUAUUUUAUAUUAUUGAUUUAAUACAUCCGCUGAUUGUAGUGUAAUGUUUGUAAUAAGUGAUGCCUGAUUUGACUAUAGUACUUCUCAAUUAAUCAAUUGAUACCUACUUUCAAUACAUGCAAUUGUUUGCAAUCAAAAUUUACAACUGAGUUGACAACAGCUAAUUUUUACUCCCUAGGGGCUAAAAGCGAUAGGGAGUGAAAAAUGCUACUUCAGACCCACAACACAUGCAUUAAAAACGGCUGGUUUAUUUUAGUAUGACAAAAAAUAUAUUAAUUUGCGAUAGAGUAGAGAUCGUGCUUUGAUUCUGUCAUACAAAUAAGUAAAAAAUCCUUCCAGCAAACUCGACUCUCAUGAAUUUUCAUAAAAGUUUAAGUUGAGUACUGAAAUACUCUACCACUUUCAUUCGCACACCCCUAAUGGAAACUAAAGGAAAUUGUUGUUUCAAUGGCCAAGGUUUAUUACACAUAGUGACGUCCACUUAAACUAUCUCAGAUUAAGCUGAGUUCUGUUAACAGAAUUAAUUUACAUCAACUGCUGAUAUGUAAACUUAGUUAAGUAAAAUUAAUGUACCAUUACUGUUAGGAGAUUUGAAUUGUAAAACAAUAGCUCUAUGACUGUGAAAUGUUGAGUCGAGAGAUCUGAAUGUUGUAUGAAAUGAAUAGUCUGACUCUCAAUGCCUUAGAUUGAGACUGUUGUAGUAAAGAAGAGGGAGAAAAAUUGAUUGCUGAGGCUGUGUAAAGGAAGUAAUUUUAUUGUCAUAUCACUUAAUAAUACUAUUCAAUUAUUUUUAAGAAAGGUAUCCAAAUUUCUCAAAGUAAUGAAAGUAUCUCACAGGAUUUAUUGGUGUAUGGAACACCCUUCCUUGGAUAUACUAAAUUUGUUGAAAGUUCUGUUAAAUUUUUAAGAUUUAAGAAAAUGUUAUUGAGCGAUACCAAAUAUUUUGUGUCAUCUUUUUAAAAUGUGAUUUUUUAAUGUGAUACAUUUGGACAUUUCUAAUUUUUACGGAGGGUCUUUAAUAUAACUGUGAAUUUUUUGAGCACUGCUAUGAACAUCAGGUGCAGGUAACCAAGGUGAAAUUUAGCUGGGGAUGAAACAGUAAAAAUCACAAAAACACAAUAAAAUAGAUAUUUUUGAAAGUCCCUUGAAUAUUUUAACUGUAGAUAUAUUAUUAGUGGUUUAAUAAUUAUAUUAAUCACUUAUAUCACCACUACCUUCUAUAGUUGCUAUAAGUAUGUACAUUCUCACAAAUAUCUGUUGUAAAAAAUGGACCAUCAGUUAGUUAGGCUUAGGUUCGGGAACAGUGUGUACAACUCAACAUAAUAUUGAAUCGUUUUAUCUCAUUAGCUCAAUUUCACCGCAGGUAAACUUGCUCGCCGAAGGAGAAUUCAUGUAGAAAACGCCCAUAGUAUGGUUAUAAAAUGUGAUAACAUGUGUAGGAACUGAUUAAAGGACUGUGAUGUAGGAUAAUGAAUGGUUUUAAGGAUACAGAAUAGUCUAAAAGACAUGCAAAAUUUCUAAACUGUAAGAUAAACUUGUUAACAUAUUACACAAUUCUUUAUUUUUCAAAUGAUCUUUAAAGGCAAUAAAUGUGAAAGAACUUUGAAAUAUUUGUCUAUAAUUUUCUGAUAACAAUUUAAGACAUAAAUAAACCUUGCAAUCCAUUCUAAAUUGUUAAUAAUUUGAGACAUCUUAGUUACAUGUUGGUUUUUUGGGGUUUGGGUAUGUGGUAAAGAAAUUGAAUUGUUUCUCUCUGCACUACUCUCUGUAUACUCUUUACUUUUAUUCCUGUAAAAAAAGCUCUCACUAUUAUAAACAAGGGAGCAUCCCAGUUUAAAUUCAGUACAAUUGGGUAGGUAAAUGAUUAACUUUUCAGUCACAUGUGUAAUAUUUGAUCCGUCACACAAUAAACUAACAAUAUAUUCAUCAGAUGUUACAAUUUCGCCAAGACAAUGUCAAACUUAGUGGCAAAAUAAAAAGUAAAUUUUACCAAGUAACAAGGUUGCAAAAAUAUCUGCUCACUUGGAUAUCACUAGGAAUCAUGGAAAUACUGUAACUUUAAUUUAAGCUUAAUAUUAUUAGCCUUACUUUUACUUAUCAACCGGUGUUUUUUUUUUUUCAUUUUGUAAUUUGAACAUUUAAUAA
Macrosteles quadrilineatus (aster leafhopper) is the source of this 4971-nucleotide messenger RNA. RefSeq names its product probable ATP-dependent RNA helicase DDX5. The transcript is spliced from 12 exons. Gene Ontology annotation, cellular component: nucleus; cytoplasm; ribonucleoprotein complex. Gene Ontology annotation, molecular function: RNA binding; ATP binding; RNA helicase activity. NCBI's taxonomy places the organism in Eukaryota, Metazoa, Arthropoda, Insecta, Hemiptera, Cicadellidae. The record is from RefSeq and is a predicted model, not a curated record. Bases 244 to 1941 code for a protein of 565 amino acids.